GUGAUAGUGGUGGUGGCGGCGGCAGCGACGGCAGAGAAGCGAGAGGAGAAGGCGGAGUAACAUACGCAGCGCGGCGUAGUAUCGCAGGAAAUGAUGGCAACGCGUGAGAACCUGAGAACCCGUCGGUCAUUCGUGCCGUCGACGGGCGAACGUCGCGCGCGAUCGUUCUCCGGAUGAGGCGUCCGGGGAACGCGUAUAUCCGCCACUCAACUCCAAGUGCCAUUUUCGUAUCCAGUUAUAUCAUAUCCAGUUAAAUAUUAAUCGCGGGAGACGCGCCUAGGGAGACGCGCGUGUGUGUGCCUGUGCACGCACCUCGCCACGGACAACAUUCUCGGUUCGUUCACUCGCUUCUGUUGGAGAACGUGCGACAGGGCUGACGACUCACUCGGCUCCGAACGGGCGGCGGACGAUAUAAUUCUGACACGCGGGCGUGUUGCACCGUGGACGUGGACUCGGUGGUAUCGUGCUAGUUAGUUACCCCGUUAUCCCGGAGGCUUAUCAAGUGACAACGAGCGAGAAUCGUCUUGACGGAGUAACGACGCGACGCUCCGACACAGUUUUGCCGUUUAUCGUCGAUCGUUCGUCGAAGGCGCCGCGUCCAGCGAUGACGGCACUUCGAUGGUGCAGAGGCUCAAGAAUAUCUCUCUAUUUAUGGGAGAAACAUAAACAGUGACCUGAACGCAACGUUUAGAUUCGGAAGCUGUUUUUGCGUGAACAGCGAUUACAAGUGGCGUUUGUCCCGGAGAGGACGCAAAGGACCACGAAACAUAACGGUGCGCGCGAGGGUACAAAAGAGACUCGAGAUGCCUGAUAGCGCAAUGGAAGAGGACCUUCUCGGUCCGGAAUGGUUGUUCGGUGAAUUGAGAUCGCAGGAUGGUCCCAACAAGCUUCUUAUUCUGGACUGUAGGGCACACUCCGACUUCUCCGAUGCCCACAUAAGAGGCUCGGUACCUCUGACCAUACCCAGUAUCAUGCUGCGAAGAUUGGCUGCUGGUAAAGUGGACCUCUUGUCCACGAUACGGUGCUUAGAUCUGAGAAACAGAGUGGAGAUGUUUCUGUGCGGGGACGAGAACAGAAGGGGGACGUUUGUACUAAUCGGCGACUCGACGGAUGCAGGUCAUCAGGGUGAAACCUUACAAGUUUUGAGCCGGAGACUUAAGAGCAGCGGUGGACACGUUGCCGCUUUAAUCGGUGGUUUUGAAGCAUUUAAAGAUAAAUAUCCCGAGUGGUGCGAAGGUAGUCAAGCCACUAAUGAAUGUGACCCAGGUCAGGACAAUAACGAUGGUGAAUUAAUGGGCCUUAGAUCCCUUCGAAUAUCUGCUCCACCAACCAGAUCUUAUUCAGAUUCUGACAGUGACAGCACGUGUGAUUCAAUUGGUCCCGAGGAAGAUAAAGAUUUUCCGGUGGAAAUUUUACCUCAUUUGUAUCUCGGUAACGCGGCCAAUAGUGAGGAUCGCGAGUCUUUAGCGCGGCACAGGAUACAGUACAUACUCAAUGUGACACCGGAUUUGCCAAACGUAUUUGAAAGUGGCGGCUCAAUAAAGUACAUGCAGAUACCGAUAAGCGAUCACUGGAGUCAGAACUUGGCUAGUUUCUUCCCGCAGGCGAUUCAAUUUAUAGAGGAGGCACGGAACUCAGAUAAGGGAGUGCUGGUACAUUGUUUGGCCGGAGUUUCUCGAUCUGUCACGAUCACCGUGGCUUAUCUCAUGCACAAGUGCAGCCUCAGCCUGAACGAUGCUUUCAACCUAGUACGUAGUAGAAAGUCCAAUGUUUCACCGAAUUUUCACUUUAUGGAGCAGUUGCACAGCUUCGAGCAGGAGUUGAGGGACCGAGGGGGAGAAAACAAAAGUAACGACCAGAGGUGCAUUGGAGCAUGUCGACCCAAUGGGCCCUGCAAUUGUCCAGCGCCCAGCUUCCUGAGUCCCAUUGAUCUGGGACUCAGUCCCGACUCGGGAAUCGAGUUUGACAGGUGGGCGGCAAGCACACCGGCCGAAUGAAACGAACUUGGGGGUACCCAAUACAAAUUUUAGGUCUCUCCGUCGUACGCAUUAUCAGGGAAAUCCUGAUCGAAGGUUAUGAUAAUGCGCUUUAUCAUUUUUGAUAUGCGAGACGAGCACUGAAGUCCGCCCCCGCCGCGGUAUAUUUCCAGAUGAAAUGGAAUAUACAGACGCGUUUGGGGAGUGCCGAGAUGUAGAUUUUAGAGGCAUCCGAAGUUAGUUACCGCGCCGACACUUCCCUUUCGUAAUUUUUCGUUUCUUUCGAGCCUCAUUCCUGGUGUAGCUACGUAUAGCUACGUUUAUUAAAGAUAUAUAAAUUAUUUAAAUUCUGAUUAAAUUGAGUUUUAAAAGGAUUAGUUUCCAAGGAUACGCGUGCGUAUCGCAACACUUGUUUAAUACUCAACGUAUAGAAGAAAAUAUACGAAUACCUUUGCCAAAAUUUAGAGACAAUUUAGGAAUGAGGGGAUUAAUACUUGAGAAAGAAAAAUAUAUAUCAAUUAGAAAAGAAAUUAUCUCUUCGUUAGACGAUUAGCUUUUCAGCAUACGCGUUCAGUAAUAAUAUGCUUCGAUAUAUUCCUGCAGCGACGAUGCCUGUCUAUCUUGAAAUUUUCGUUUACGAAAAUUUGGGCACGUUAUGUUACGCCGUCGAAUCACGCUAAUAUAAUGCAGUCGUGUUGUGACUUAGGGAAAGAGUAAACGAUAUGGCUGUUAAUGCCCUUCUGUAAAAAAAAAAAAAAGAAGAAGCAACGUUUAUAAUGCUCUUUUCUGAAUUGUUGUGGCAGCAAAGGACAUUGAAAGUAUUUUGUAAACGAGAUCCCGUAAUUUCUCAUCGCGCAACAGUCGCGCAAUUGUAAUUGUACAUUCUGAUGUUAUGCUUCCAAGUUUUGAGAAACCUUUAGCGUGUAUGAUUGUAAACGGUAUGCGAGAUAUAUCGGAUUCAAGCACUGUGUAUUUGCGAGGUAAUAAUGCAUACCGCCAUACCUCAAGAGAGCUCUAGAACAUAUAUAUAUAUAUAUAUAUAUAUAUACAUAUAUAUAUUUUAAUACUUCUUUCCCCAAAUCCUUCAAUUAAUGAGGCUGUGUUUAUUUUACUGCAAGCGAUAUUUCAUGCGCGAAGUAAUCUCUAAACGACGAGUUCCCACCCGGCAAUUAAAAGUAGUCGAAGAUAAACAUCACCGCUUAGUAUGCUAAGUUUUGUGGUACAAAAUUAAGGGAGGUUCUAUACACACAGGGGCGAAUUUAAAGUUUCGCGAAAUCGAUAAAAAAAAACGAUAAUUUACUCGUGAUAUUCGCGUAAGCUACUAAGAAAGCGCAGAUAUUUUCUUUCAGAAACUAGCAUUUUUAAAGUCUGACUCAAGUAAAGGACGAAGUUCCGUUCAACUGAUUCUUAAAUCCGCCACUGAGCUUCUACUCAACUGUAGUCAACUAUAGUUUAUGUAAAAAGUAAAACUCGACAUUUGUAACGAGUAAUUUUCGAUGUAGUUUUUCAACACACUAUAAAGUAACUUACAUCGGGUAAUUGCCUCAAUGCAUUCUGACCUUCGAAAUGCGCGAAAGGUAUAUGCACGUCGCCUCAGGUACAUAUGCCAGUAACUUAAGUUUAAGAGAGGACACAUCUUAGGAAUCAGUGCAUUUCUGUAGGGCAUUCCGAAUCUCUCUCUCCUGCUCAUAAGAAAAACUAGGCUUGUCACUGGUUUUAACGGAGUUAAAGGAACUUGCGUCCAAGUUACUCAGAAAUGGUGCAUGAAGGCGUUACUUUAAAAUCUUGUUCUUUAUCAAUUCGGAAGGCAUAUGGUUUUGAAAUUACUGAAAUUAGUAUGCUAUUAUUAAUAGUAGGUAUAUUUAACCUACUAAAAAUGUAUGUAGAAAGGUGCUCCGAUUUUUUUUAAAGAUCUUAUUUUAUAAAAAUCUCAACAUCUCUUGUUUCGUUACAUCACAGCCCUUGAUGGGCCAAAGCUUUCAAUAUGAAGUCCUAUGCGGACUCUGAUUUCCUCAUUGGUUUCGUCACAGUUGAUUUCUUGAUAUAUUUAUAUGUAAUGUUUAAAUGUUUAAAUUAAAGUUUUUUAUUAAUUUCGCUUUAACAAUUGUUUUUUUUACCUGAGAUAAAUGUUACUAUAAUAUUAAAGUAACGCUUUCAAAUAUCGGAAAUUGAUCUUAUUGUCAAGCAGACUCCGUCGUCACUGUUACAUACAGAAAUCUGAAAGAUAAUGGUUCCUGCACGUUACAUUUUUGCAUCAGAGCAACUUCGGAUUUUUUACAUAGAUACUUUUCUACACGAGGACGUUGGGCCUGUGCUUUCGUAUGAAAACGCAUCUAGUUAUACAUUGCUAGUAAUAACUCGUGCGCUAAAUUGGAUUCUGAAUUGUAUGAAUCAGCACUGUUUCUAUUAUCUUACAGAUCUCAGAUAUAUAUUGAAAGUUAUUUUUAUAAAAGAAAAGAAAUGCAUUCACAUUCCCGAGCCAAAAUGGCCUGACACUGUAACUAUCUUUCAUCUACUACUAUAUGUAUCGUUCAUUGAGCAUAAUUGAAGUUAAUAUGAGUGUAUACAAAUGAAUGUUAUUUUUGGUGUAAUAAUUAACUGCAACAGUUGCGGUAAUUAAUAACUCGUGGCUAUUGCGGGAGUAAAUUGAUAUAUAACUAUCGAAAUAUAUAUAUGUAUAUACAUAUAUAUAUAUAUAUUUGACGUUAAUGUAAUAACAAUAUUCUACUAUUACACUGUUGUCUGUUGUAUGUUUACUGGGUGCGUGUGCCCGAGAAAUUUAAUCAAAUAUAUGUGUAUAUUAUAUAAAUUAUUAUUUUAUAUUCAUCGUUGUAUAUAUAUUUUAACUAAUUUUCAUUAGAAAUACAACUUAUCUUACUUAAACUGUAAGUAAUCGAUUGUCACUUAAGCAGGUCAUUUACAUUCCAUGCAGGUAACUUUGUCUCUUACUUUCCAAAUUUGUUCGACGAUAUGAAACGAAAUAGAUAUGCGUUGUACACAUUUCUCUACGUUGAGAUAUUAUAUCUGCCAUGGUAAUAGUAAUAAUUAAUUCAAUUUCUAUUAUCUGAAUGUGUAACAGUCGUUUUAAUUUUUUCCUAUAUUGCAAACACGUUAAUUAAUUCAUUUUUGUACUUCUGAUGUAAAAUCGAUAAUAAAAUUUGGAGAAAUAAUUCCUUCGAAUUUUGUGUUAUCGAUAUAUAUUAUAAAAAUAUGUAUUAUGUAUCUCUUGACAACAUGUUCGUUUACUAAGAAAUAUUUAUGUAUGCUUUACGACAAAAGAAAUUAAAAAAGUACGUAAAAGCACUAAAGCACAUAUCAUUUUAUCUUAGUCCCGAAACAGUCAAUAUGUAUGUCGAAUAACUUUAUCUUGAUCCGUUGUAAUGAAUAAUUGAGCAUAAAUAAAUUGUUAAGAUAUUAAUUUAAAA
Messenger RNA from Temnothorax curvispinosus, 5401 nucleotides. It is a transcript of the gene Mkp3, whose product is annotated as dual specificity protein phosphatase Mpk3. Gene Ontology annotation, molecular function: MAP kinase tyrosine/serine/threonine phosphatase activity; protein tyrosine/threonine phosphatase activity. Gene Ontology annotation, cellular component: cytoplasm; cytosol. The transcript is spliced from 4 exons. Gene Ontology annotation, biological process: negative regulation of MAPK cascade; protein dephosphorylation. The record is from RefSeq and is a predicted model, not a curated record. The coding region runs from base 804 to 1997 and encodes 397 amino acids. Lineage: Eukaryota; Metazoa; Arthropoda; Insecta; Hymenoptera; Formicidae.